Messenger RNA from Monomorium pharaonis (pharaoh ant), 3983 nucleotides. RefSeq lists its product as uncharacterized. The record is from RefSeq and is a predicted model, not a curated record. Bases 1421 to 3037 code for a protein of 538 amino acids. The transcript is spliced from 2 exons. Lineage: Eukaryota; Metazoa; Arthropoda; Insecta; Hymenoptera; Formicidae.
ACCUGGGAACAUCGUGAUUUCCUUUUUUCACGAGUUUUUGCUAAUGCUUAUAAAAAUGUAUUUUGGAAUUACAACUGUAUAUGUGCAUUUGUAUAUAACUGUUGUUGAGCUUGGGUACGAUAACUUGCAAUGAUUAUGUACGUCAUCUUCAAGACCCAUACAGCACAGAAUGUUUCAGAAAGCUUUUAGAAAGGUUGAAAUAGUAUUGAAAGCAAGGUUUCUGAAAGAUCCUGAACAUUCUGUAGCUUUUUGAAAAAUUCUGUGCUGUAUGCGGAAUAACAAUCAUUUUAUAAUUCUCUUUGGGAUUGCCAUACGAUAUUCUGUAAUAUAAAAUUAAAGAAAUAUGUAAAAGCACAAAUACAUAUAGUUGUGUUAAAUCAAAACUGUAACCGUUGUUUUUCAAUUGCUGCACUCAUAAGUUUUAAAUAUUUUAUUUUAUUAUAAUAAAAAUUUAAAUAUAUUUUUAAUUUUAAUUUGUAUAUUUUAUGAAUACAACUUUCAUUCACAGUUUCUCUAUUUUGAUCCUGAAAAUAAAAAAAUUAAAAUUAAAAUUUCGCACUACGAUUCAUUAUUAAGGGGUGCCUUGAGUGCUCGGAAAUGGUGUAAGGGAUGGAAUAAACAAUAAUGGAAUUUUACGUCAAAUUUUUGGAACAUACAUUUUUAUACUUUGUUCAACAAGAGACUGUAGCACCUCCGCGCAUAGGCGGGCCAAGUGGGGAGGACAUGACGCUCAGAGGGGCCCGAUACCACUCGUUACUGACUCUGGUAAGCUGUAUGAGCAAUAUAGCGGUGUAGAAGGGGGCUUUCUUUAGACGAGUUUUCGUCCGAGGGUGCUACAGUCUCUCGUUGAACGAAGUAUAAGUAGUUUCUUUACAGGAAUAUUCUUCCUUACGUUUGCUGCCGGAUGAAUCAAUACAAUUACAAUUCGCCUUGGAAUAAUACCUAACAUAAUUAUUGAAAUAUAAUGACACGAUUUGGAAGACUAAAUACCUGUUAAAAUUUUAAAAUAAGCAUUUGAAAUUUUUGUAUUUUUUUGUAAAUUUUUGUGAAUUCUAUUUACGAGAGAUUUCAAACAUUUAUUUUGAAAUUUUGACAUAUUUCUAAUUGCCAAAUCAUGUCGCUAUUUCAAUAAUUAUUUUGCGUAUUAUUCGAAAGCGGGUCAUAAUAUUGAUUGUUACAUUGAUUCACCCGUGCAGUGAUAUAUAUAUUUUAUUUUUAAUUAGCCAUUUUGUUAAUAAAGUACUAAACAUUUAAAAAAUUUUAAUCGUCUCAUUAUAUAUGUUACUAAACUAAAGUUACCAGUAAAAAUUGUUUUGAUACUCACUUUUUAUGGUUGCAACACGUCCACUUGUUUAUUGAUAAAAAUGUCAAGUGCAUGAUGUAAUUCAAUUCAAUUACACAAUAAAUUCCAUGGUACAAAAUGCGAAAAAGUAUUUGGAAUAUCUCUGAGAAACAGAUCCGUAGACUUGCAGAACAAAAAGCGAAUAUGAUAAUAGAUUCACAUUUUGAAUCACUUCCGAAUGAGAAACCGCAAUAUAGUUCUACUGUUGUAAACUGCGAACAAACAGGCAAACAAGUACUGACAGAUAUGGAAAUAGAUAAAUGUGGAGCUAUGGAAGAGGAAGAAGAGCAUAAUAAUCGGGACGUUGAAGAAUGGGAUAAGGUGGAAGAGAAGAAACAGGAGGAAGAAAUUGAAGAAGAAAAAUGGGAAUAUGAAGAAAUGACGGCUGAUGAAGAUCACAGAAUUAACGAAGUGAAUGAAGACCUUGCACAAGAUACAUUAACUGAGGAUGAAAGUGAUGACAAUAUUCGAGAACGAGAUAAUUUAAAAGAAUUUGCAAAUUGGUCAGUUCAGUUUAAUAUCUCACACGUCGCAUUGAAACCACUGCUAAAAAAAUUGAAAGAAUAUCCUGUUCACGAAAAUUUGCCUUUGGAUCCGCGAUCAUUGUUAAGUACGCCAAGAAAUAUAAAAAUAAGAAAUGUCCUUCCUGGAAAAUAUUGCCAUGUAGGCUUAUUAAAGGGGAUAAAAUCUAUUGUAUCUCGUAUGUCAACUAUGCCGGAAGGUCUCAUCAAAAUAUCUAUCAAUAUCGACGGUUUGCCAUUGUCAAAGUCAUCGCAGAAACAGCUGUGGCCUAUAUUGGGAUCCGUGAAACCAUUCAAAAAUGUUUUUGUAAUUGGCAUAUGUUACGGAGAAGAAAAACCAAAGGAUGUCAAUAAUUUCUUAAAGAAUUUUGUGACGGAAGCAAAACAUCUGUGCACGGAAGGAAUAUGUAUUAAAGGUAUCCAAUUGCAAUGUACUAUUGACUCAUUAAUCUGCGACAUGCCCGCAAAAUCAUUUGUUUUGUGCACAAAAGGGCACUCAGGAUAUUCAAGCUGUUCUUCUUGCAUUGUCGAAUAUAUUAAUGGAAGAGUGUGUUUUCCACAAAUCCGUGCUAAUAAAAGAACAGAUGAUGAUUUUAGAAACAAAGUCGACAACGAAUACCACAAUCCCGGAAUUACCAGUUGUUUAGUCGAAAUUCCUGGUUUUGGUCCAGUAACAAACGUGCCAACUGACCCAAUGCAUCUAUUGUAUUUAGGUAUCAUGCGCAGAAUGCUCUACCUAUUAAUAAACGGCGACUUGCAAUAUCGGCUUCCAAAUGUCAAAGUCGAGCGAAUAUCUUCUCAUUUAAAUGAGAUUACACCGUACAUUCCUGUUGAAUUUGCGAGAAAGCCGAGAUCACUAAAGUUUAUAAAAUUGUGGAAAGCUACUGAAUUCCGACAAAUUUUAUUGUAUAUAGGACCAGUAGCAUUACGAUUAUUACGUCGUGACAUUUACAAUCACUUUGUGACAUUGCACGUGGCAGUGAGAAUUAUAAGCGAUGAAAAAUUACACGAUUUAUUAGAUUACGCACAAGAACUUAUGGAACAUUUUAUUUCAUCUUUUCAGUUGCUGUAUGGGGCUCACAAUAUAUCGUCAAAUAUUCAUCAGGCUGAGCAUCUCAUUUCAUAUAUUAAGAAAUUUGGUCCCAUUCAGCAUUUUAGUGCAUUUAUUUACUAGAAAAUCAUAUGCAAACGUUUAAAAAACUACUAAGAAAUCUAAUCAACCUCUACAACAAAUUGUACAAAGAUGUGCUGAACAAGAAAAAAAUCAAUCAGUACUUGCACCACUGAUACCGCAGACUGUUGAAUUUUCUCUAAAUAUUGAAUCUGUUCAUACCGAUGGACCGCUUUUGUUCGGUUGUACUGAUCCGCUUUAUAAAGUGAUAAAUCGUCAAGUAUGAGUUUACGUGCUCGUUCUUGUGCGGAUAACUGUUGCAGUUUAAAUGACGGGACUAUUAUUUUGAUACAAAAUAUUGCAUAUUGCUCACAACGAAAAAUUCCAGUAAUCAUUGGCAAUGAAUUUAAAAAAAAGAGAAUCUAUUUUCGGUACCUUGUGAUUCUGCUAUUCUCGGUAUCUUUUUGGUUCAUAAUUUGUCGGAGUUGAAUUCGUGGCCACUAAGAAAUGUUGAUAAGAAAUAUAUGAAAUUGCCAUAUUUAGAUAAUAAAUUUGCAGUACUGCCACUGUUACAUUUAGAUUAAAAUGAUUAAAACUGUAAUGUCGCAAUUUAGAUAAUGACGGAUUUGGAGAACUAUGUUAUCGUCGAAUUUGACGAUGGUAUUCAAAUAAUACCAAACUUGUGGAUUAACAGUGAUGCGUCUAAAGCCCGAUGGCCAACAUUCACGUCGCAAAAACGCUAUGAUAAAGCAGUCAGAUUGAUGGAAGACUGUCAGGACUUUUGGCUCGAAGUUCCAAUUAAAAGAAUUUUAGGCAGCACGGCAUCGUACGAGAAAGCUAGGGAAAAAUUAACAGAUGCCGAAAUUUUCUCGGAUGUGCCAACUGGUUCUGACAGGGACGAAAUGUUAAAACGAACCAGAAAAAUGAGAAAAAUGAAUCGUCAGAAGAUGACAAUGUCAUAGAAGUUCCUCCGUUUCCUAUAGUUCCAAAAAAAAAUUUACAAAAAAAA